Molecule: messenger RNA, 345 nt
Organism: Cantharellus anzutake
Lineage: Eukaryota; Fungi; Basidiomycota; Agaricomycetes; Cantharellales; Hydnaceae
Exons: 2
Coding region: 1-345 (114 amino acids)
Source: RefSeq, a predicted model, not a curated record
AUGUCCUCACUUCCCCUCACUGCUCAGCUGGAAUCCCUAUCACAAUCCACUUUGCUGGGUUCCCCCAUUGAGACUGACCCUGUCCCCCUCGGCCUCAGCUCCAGCAAAGGCUCAGGAUCCCUCGACUUAGAGUCUGAGCAGCUCGGUACCCUGACAGGUGGCUCCCUCAAGGAGCCCCCAUUAUACCCGCUACCAUAUGCUCCUCAGAGUGCCAAGUUACCACUAGCACCUGGCCUCAGAUCUUCUCCUGCUCUCCUCCCAACAGCUAUGCAGCCACCUCCACCCAUGAGCAGAAUGGCUCAGGUUGGGUUCCCUGGAACCCAUUCCUGUAACAAUCUAGGUUGA